This is a messenger RNA of Cheilinus undulatus (humphead wrasse), 4326 nucleotides long. RefSeq names its product RNA binding motif protein 20 (gene rbm20). Gene Ontology annotation, biological process: regulation of RNA splicing. The coding region runs from base 1 to 3432 and encodes 1143 amino acids. Lineage: Eukaryota; Metazoa; Chordata; Actinopteri; Labriformes; Labridae. The record is from RefSeq and is a predicted model, not a curated record. Gene Ontology annotation, cellular component: nucleus. Gene Ontology annotation, molecular function: zinc ion binding; mRNA binding. The transcript has 15 exons.
AUGGAUCACCACAGACCGUCAUGUCAGAGGGUAGUGACAUACCUCAGUCUCAGCUGCUGGCAGUGUUCAGGCUAUAGGGAAGCAGUGCAGAGUGUGGUAUCAGAGGUGUUAGUUCGUCCUCCGCAGCCUGACUUUUCAAGUAUCAGUGCAGUACCUGUGGACAGCGCCGAAAAGAAGGGCCUCCAGGUGGGGGGUCAGCUGCCAUGCAGUGGCCAGGCAGGGCCUCAGCAGCAGAACCAACAACUUUUUCUGACACCUGCUAGUCUUCAACUUGCUCAGCUGCAGGCCCAGCUUACACUCCAUCGCCUUAAACUGGCUCAGGGAGGCAAUACAGCCAACGCAGCUACUGCUCUCAAUCAGGUUCUUUCCAGUGUUGCCAUGUCCCAUCCCCUGUUCAACCAGCUACGGACUUCAACUUUGGUUGGGAACCCUCAGGGUGUGCUGCCUCCAGGGAUGCUUGGUUUUCCGUCUUCAAAUUCAACCAUAGGGGCCUUGGUUGGUGGGGGAUUAAAUCAGAACCAUGCAAAUGUGAGAUUAAACCAUCCUGCUGGAGGAGCCCAACAGGCUGGGGAUUAUGGAAAAAAGGCAGGGCCAGCUUACCCUUCUGAUACUGACAGGCGUCUUCAGUUUAAUGUAGUUGGGGGUACAUCUGCAGCAUCAGCCCCUGCCUGUGAUGGACAGUACUCAGUGAUAAACACUCUGCCAAAAAACAUGAACAAUUCUGGCUUUCAGAAGGAUUUUUAUGGACAUGAUAUGUUGGGGCAAGCUGGAUUCAAUGUCAAUGAGCAGAACAUUAAUCUUUAUAACCCUGCUGGACAUAAGGAGCAAUGGAAAGGCCCCACAAAUUUGAGUCACAGUGGAAAGGUGGAUAUGGUUUCUAAUGCUGCCAGUGUGUGGACAGCAGGUGGCCAGCCACUUCGGUCAAGAACUGAACUGUAUAACCCAGAGGAGCCAACCCCUGAUCCCAAGUUCAGUACCACAAGUGGGGUUUCCUCUUUUGGCUCAGGUAGCAGCCAGGGGUUUGGAGGCUACCAGCCCAUGCAUGGAAGUGAGGAAACAUUAUCUACAGGUACUAGGACACUUCAACCUUACCAAGUCAACGAUUACCAUGCUGUCACACCCACUCAACUGCCGCACCAGUGUAGUAUCUGUGACAAGAAGGUCUACAACCUCAAAGACUGGGACCAGCAUGUGAAAGGAAAACUACACCUACAGAACCGAAUGUUGUACACAAAUGACAGCUCCGCAGUUGUAUCAGCUGGAGCUGUUCACUAUACUCUUGGCAGGCCUUCGGAUGGCAGUCUGAGCACUGGCGGCGCAAACUCCAUGGUUUACUCUGCUACGAGUCAAGAUGUAUCAGGAGCCAAUGCAUCAUACUUGCCAGCUGCAGCUAUGAAGACGUAUCCCAUGUCAGACGCAGGAUUUGCCUCACAGCAGACAGAGUCAAAGCCUUUCCCACCAAGAAAGGCCACACCAGGUCGAGUGGUUCACAUCUGCAACCUCCCUGAAGGCAGUUGCACAGAGAAUGAUGUCAUCAAUCUGGGGCUACCUUUUGGCAAAGUCACCAACUACAUACUCAUGCGCUCUACCCAUCAGGCAUUUUUGGAGAUGGCGUAUGUAGAAGCAGCUCAGGCCAUGGUUCAAUACUACCAGCUAACUCCGGCUGUGAUUAACAAUCAGAAACUUCUCAUACGAAUGUCAAAGAGGUACAAAGAGCUGCAACUCAAGAAACCAGGAAAAGAUGUUCAAUCGAUCAUUCAGGACAUCAGCUCCCAGCGGGAGAGAGAUGAGAUGCAAGAACUUGACCACUACAUGCCAGAGAGAGCACGCUCCCGCAGUCCUAUCAGCCGCUCUCUUAGUCCCCAUUCCCACAGCCCCAGUUUUACUUCAUGCAGCUCAGCCCCCAGCCCCCAAGGUGCAACAUGCAGGGGUCCAGAGAGAGGCAGCAAUGGUCUGGGUCCCCGCCGAGGCUCUUGGGAUUGGUCGUCACAUUUAAGAAGGUGUGAGGAUGAAAGGGAGAGAGACGACCCAUGGCGGAACGGGGGUAAUACAGAGGAUGAUCGGCCAAACGGAAGGGCAGCUGAACGUCGAAAGGCUUACCAGAAACCUGUAGAUCAUAUCAGUUCCAGAUCAGCAGAGGAGCGAGGGGGAGGUGAAGGGAUGAGGGGCAACAGAGACUGGCACCAGCGAGGUAGCCCUCAAGGCAUGACCUUCAACUCUUACAGGAACAUGGAGGAUGACUUCUUCAUCAAAGAGCAAAUUUACAAGUCAGACAAGCCACCCAGACCUCCAUACCAAAGGCAUGAUCCAAAACCAAAGAGGAGGGAUGGAAAUGACUACCACAGCAGAUUGAGGCAUUCAGAGUUUGAGAUGAUGGAGGAGCCGCUUCGUAGGACACAAGAGGACAAGAGGCAGAGCUCACCAGGCAGGGGCAGGAGCAAGAAGACAAUCAAGAAGGUCGCCACUGCAGCAAAACAGAGAGAAAAUGAAUCUGAAAGUUCUGAACGCCGGUCAAAGGAAAAAUCUGUUUCACCUCAACAAAGCGACAAGCCAAAGGAGGCAGCUGAAUGUAAUAAAGAUCAAGACACUGUGAAGGCAUGGGGAAGUGGAGAUGACACUGAUGAAGAGGAUUGGUAUCCCAAGAACAUGGAGGAAUUGGUCACUGUUGAUGAAGUAGGAGGAGAAGAUGAUUUUAUUGUUGAGCCGGACCUUGCUGAGCUUCAGAAGUUUGUGUCCUGCCCCAAUGAGUCUGAGAAGGAAGAAGCAAUAGUAAAGCGCAUGUUAACACCUACCUCCUCCCCUCUGGAGGUGCAGGAGAGAUCUGUGGAGAAGCCCAACCAGGAACAGUCCUGCACAGAAUCUGGAGACCAGACAGAAAAAAAUCCGACAGAGAAACCAGGGGAUGUUAUAAUUGCAACCAGUCCUGAAGACCUGAAACUCAGUCCUGUGACUUACGAGCCAACACUAAAUAACCUGAGUGACUUUCCAAGUGAGGAAUUCAAGGCUGCACUGGAAGAGGCAUGUUUAGAGGAUAUUGAAACCAAAAGUUGUCCUCCAGGAGAAAUAAUGGACAAUGAUAUUCAUGUACCAAAGGAUAGCAGCCCUGUGGACAUUGGACAGGUUUCCGAAUCAGUAAUUGAUGCUGUUAAACAAAAGGAUUACAGUCUUAAAAAAGAGAUCAAGGCCCUUUCGCCAUCUCAAGAGCAAGACAAAGCUGUCAAUGAACACAGCAUCCCAUUGGGAGUGGAGUUUGUUGUGCCAAGAUCUGGCUUCUACUGUAAACUUUGUGGAUUCUUCUAUACCAGUGAAGAUACAGCUAAGACGAGUCACUGCCGCAGCACUGUACACUACAGGAACCUACAGAAAUACUUGUCCCAGCUUGCAGAAGAAAGUCUGUCGGCUGCACUCGCUGACCCUUCAGCUGUACAGUGACGUCACCUUCACCUCUCACAUCUCAUACAGCAAACUGCAGAGGGGUGUAGGUGUGCUGUUAUGGCCAGACUGUUGUUAGUGACAGCAAAGAUAAUGACACUCAUGAAGGCUACCGGAUGUGGAUAAUUGCACUGAUUUUCUUAAUCGGGAAAGUGGGAUGCAUUGUUGUCCCAGGUGUUUAUACUCUCAAUAUUGUACAUACCUUCAGUGUGUUGUAUAGUGAGGCAACUGGGGCUGAUUUUUUUAUGGAAUGGAAAUUAAUUAAAAGUCUCAAAACUAAGAGGAAUAACUUUUACAUUAUGGGCAUAAAACUUUUGUCCAUUAUUAAGUUAAAAUUAACAACACUCAAGAACAUUGUAAGUGAUUACACAAAGAUACAAUUAUGGUUUAAAAAUGACUUGAAAUAUGUGUCAAAGAAUGUUUCACUCAGUUGAAAAACUGAGGCCGAUUCUCAGGUUUGUUGUUUUUGUUGAACAGAUUUAAUUGUUUAGAUUAGUAAAAAGCAUUUACAUUUUUUUUAUUUAUAUCUACUGCUGUAAAGUAUAGAUUUUAAAUUUCACAUCAUUUUGAUUGAUACUGACAGUAUGAAAAAAUCUUUAAUUAUCCUUAAGAUUAUGUUUGAUUUGAUCACAGGUCAAUCCAAGUUUCAUUUGCUGUUACUUCUCAUGCCUUAAAUAUUUAAUACGUUUAACUGGACCAUGUAUUUAUUUGUCAGAGUUAAUCAUGCUCAUCAUGUCACAGUGAUUUGUUUUGAACCACGACUACCCCAGGCUGUUAUAUAUACUGUGAAUAUGGAUCCUGUGACAUCAAUCAUGACAUUGUUUUAUUUGACAAACUUUUCAUAUCAUUUUCGAUGCAAAAAACUUGAAUAAACAAUUUGAUCUUUUAACAUAC